AAUACAAGGGCACUUGAAACAGCAAAACCUACAGCAAGGACAACAGAGCACACUAGCAUGAACAGUUCACAGGAAUAUCAGACCGAUUUGGAGGUCAUUCUGGAAUUUCUCGAGGAGCACUACAGACAGGAAUCUAUAAGGAAACCCCUAUGGGAAAAAACAAAGGAACUCUGUGCCAUAUCAACAAGUGAAGUUGUGGACACUUCUGGAGAACAAUUCAGCAAUGCAUUAGAUAGAACAGACUCUCAGCUGCAGCUUUCUGCAUCUGUAGCUCAGCAGGUCACAGGAUCUCCAGUGGAAGCAAACAAAUAUGAUUCAUAUACAGAUUAUGGGGCAAACUGCAGUGUUACUGAAGUACACAAUCAGUCAUUAAUCCUUCACAAUGCUUUGAAUGGGCAAAAUUUAAAUGCCCUAAACGGACCAGAUAGGCCUUUAACUCAACAUUCAACACCUGAACGAAGUACUGAAUCAUGUGCCAGCAUUACACCUGCAGAGAAAGGGAAAAAGCUGCGACUUUUCCACUUCCUGUUUGAAGUGCUAGAGGACCCAGGUAUGUCUCACUGUGUGUCCUGGGUGCCAGCUUCGGCUGGUGUCUUCCGCUUUUCUGCCAGGCACAAGGAGAGAGUGGCAGAGUUAUGGGGGCAGAGGAAGGGCAACCGAAUGCCUAUGACCUACCAGAAAAUGUCCCGUGCCCUAAGAAAUUACGCCCGCUCAGGAGAGAUCAUUAAAGUGAAAAAGAAACUGACUUACCAGUUCAGUGUUGAUACUCUGUCAACUUUACGAAGUCAAAGUGGAAUAAAGAAUGCACCAUGUGGAUCUAAAUGA
This is a messenger RNA of Xyrauchen texanus (razorback sucker), 825 nucleotides long. It is a transcript of the gene spi2, whose product is annotated as Spi-2 proto-oncogene. The coding region runs from base 58 to 825 and encodes 255 amino acids. The record is from RefSeq and is a predicted model, not a curated record. Gene Ontology annotation, cellular component: nucleus. Lineage: Eukaryota; Metazoa; Chordata; Actinopteri; Cypriniformes; Catostomidae. Gene Ontology annotation, biological process: cell differentiation; regulation of transcription by RNA polymerase II. The transcript has 5 exons. Gene Ontology annotation, molecular function: DNA-binding transcription factor activity, RNA polymerase II-specific; sequence-specific DNA binding.